This is a messenger RNA of Bombus impatiens (common eastern bumble bee), 901 nucleotides long. RefSeq lists its product as uncharacterized. The transcript is spliced from 3 exons. Lineage: Eukaryota; Metazoa; Arthropoda; Insecta; Hymenoptera; Apidae. The record is from RefSeq and is a predicted model, not a curated record. Bases 160 to 429 code for a protein of 89 amino acids.
UUCGCAGCUUUCCCCACUCGUGGCAAGUGUUUUCACCUCUUUAGUCUUUGCUCCGCGUAGUGCCGGCCCAAACAUCGCCAAGAGUAGCAACCUCGCGACUUCGUUCUCUUCGAUCGGCCCACGAUCGCACCGGAAACACGAUCCUUCCUCCCGCGAACCAUGUCGUUUCUUCCGACCUUCCUUUUCGUUUGUUUCCUCGUGACGAUCGCGACGACGUACGCGAAACCGACCAUCUACAAAAGAAACCACGACAACGUGUUCGAGCCAGUGAUGAUACCAGUCUCGUCUACGGUGAUUCCUCUCCCCGUCUACAAAAUGGAAUAUGGUUUGGGAUUCAUAUCGAAAGAUAAGAAAGCUCAGUCGUCCUUGAAACCGGAGGGUGGAAUAAAAUUGAUAACGAUUAAGAAGAGCCAAGAGAAGAAAACGUAAAGGUACAAAAUAUACGUACUAGUUGCAGAUUGACUCUAUUCGUAUCGUAGUCUGUCAUCGAUGAAGCGGUAUAUAUUCAUUAACAUCGUACGGUGAUGUAUAUAUAUAUAUACACAUCAAAGUUAUAGAUUGUAAGCAAAUCUCAGAUUUAUUUGAAAUGUACGACAGAUUUCAAAAGUAACAGAGAGUUUACGCCAAAAACUAAUUUACCUCGACGAUUAAUGUUAGAGUUAAUUAACUCUGUCGUUAUGAAUUUAUUAAUAAUCGUAAGAAAAAUCAAACGCUGUAAAACCAAACUGUAGCGAGUAUAAAGAGAGAAUCUGUUAAGUUUUUAUAUUUAAUUUGAGCUAUAGUACGUCGUUUCUGCUAUUAUAAUGUUUAUACAUAACGUUUAUGUAUAUCUGCCCAACAUUUUGAAGAAAUAUUGAAAGGAAUUAAUAAGUAGAAAAUUAUAAACUUUUAUUGAACAACA